This is a messenger RNA of Rhizophagus irregularis DAOM 181602=DAOM 197198, 864 nucleotides long. The record is from RefSeq and is a predicted model, not a curated record. NCBI's taxonomy places the organism in Eukaryota, Fungi, Glomeromycota, Glomeromycetes, Glomerales, Glomeraceae.
AUGUCUGGUAUUCGUAAAGAAUUAGUUAAUGCAGCAAAAAAUGAAAAUCCUGAAGCAAUAAGAUUAUUGACUAAACUUUAUGAUACGGAUAAAAUAUUUCUUAAUGAAGGAACAAAAAGAAUUUCAAAAUUUUCAAAUUGGACAUCUGGAAAUGAUAAUAUUUAUAAUUUAAUACAAGAAUGUCAGAUGAAAGAAAUAGUCUCAAAUCUAAUACCAGAAUGGAUUCCUUACAAUAAUUUUCAAAAUAUUGAAUAUCUAACAAAAGGUGGUUGCUCUGAGAUUUAUACAGCAAAAUGGAUCAAUGGAAGUUACGAUGAAUGGGAUUCUAAAGAACAGCAAAUAAAAAGACUUGAAAAUAUUAGUGAUUUUGGAUUUUGUGGACCUGCAGAUAAACCAUUAAAAAGUAUAUACGGAAAUCUUCUUUAUAUAGCACCUGAGGUUAUUAUUGGAAAAGAACAGACUUUCAAAUUUGAUAUUCAUAGUAUUGCAAUGUUUAUGUUGGAAAUUUCUUCUGGGCAACCACCAUUUACUAAUUAUGAACAUAAUUAUGAUCUUGCCAUGAAUAUUGUUAAUGGCAUAAGACCAAAAAUUGUAUCAAGAACUCCUUUAGAAUAUAAAAAUUUAAUGAAACAAUUAAAUCAAACCAAUCAGAAAAAAAAUAAUAAUAAUUUAGAAAUAAAUAAAAUAAAUAGUAAUAUCAAUAGUCUAAAAAAUUAUACGAAUAGUACAAGUAAAGUUUAUCAAUUUGAAAAUUUUUCUGAACCAAGAAAUGCAACGGAAGUAUUGAAAUUAGUUCUAUUAUUACAAAAUUUAGGACAAAUUCUUCCUUUUAAAUUAGAAUACCUAUACUUGCAACUUUUUUAA